This is a messenger RNA of Phaeodactylum tricornutum CCAP 1055/1, 1647 nucleotides long. RefSeq lists its product with no specific name. NCBI's taxonomy places the organism in Eukaryota, Bacillariophyta, Bacillariophyceae, Surirellales, Neidiaceae. The record is from RefSeq and is a predicted model, not a curated record. The transcript has a single exon. Bases 121 to 1647 code for a protein of 508 amino acids.
CUGGCCCUGUUCAACACCAACGUUCCUAUUUUUCCUUUCUCAAUUGGCGUGCUACGCAAUAGCAGGAAAAGCGUCAAUUGCACUGCUACCUGAGGCCGCGGCUCAACUGUCACUUUGUAUAUGUCGGACAUGCAAGGACAAUUCCGCGGAUGGCGAGCUGUCCUAGGCUGCACGUACGAGUCGCUGGCUGCGUUUCGGAUCUGCCUGGGUAUGUUGCUGACUCUGGAGUUGGUGCUCCGUUUUCGUUUCUUGCUUCCAUUCUAUUCAAACGAAGGUACACUGCCUCUUGAUCUUCUGAUGGGGAAAGUUGAUAGUCUUUAUAAGCAUGUUUGCUUUCACUGCUAUUUCGGAGAAGUGUGGGAGCAACAAAUACUUUUAUCCGUUCAAAUUAUUCUUUCAGUGUUGCUGACUUUGGGAUAUAGAACCAAUUUCGUCGCUCCCGUGUCAUGGUUUUGGUAUCUGAGUUUAACAUUGCGAAAUACGUGGAUGAACUAUAUUCUCGAUCGAUAUAUUCACUACUUGCUCUUUCUUUCCAUGUUUCUCCCGCUGGAUGAACGAUGGAGCUUGAGAGGUGCCACUUUGAAGAAAGAGAAAGGAAACGUCGUUCUUUCUCCUGGGACGAUUUUUCUGAAACUGCUGGUUGUAUGGAUCUAUGUUGAUGCCGGAGUCGGAAAAUAUAUGGACCCUCUCGGUGGAUGGACCUACCACGCCGACCCCCUACCGGCUCUCGACACAUAUGCUCGCCAUACAACUGUCGCCCGCUACAUGUAUGCACUUUUGGGGCCAGAGGGGCUCCGUGUUAUGACUCCAACGGUAGUCUGGGUGGAGUUAUUGGCAGCUCCGGUGGCUCUUUUUGGUCUGCUAGUGGGAAGCACUUCUCUGAUUUAUUUCGCGGUGAUUUCGAUUUGUUCCUUGCACGUUGGCAUUGCGUUGACCUUGCGCAACGCUGCACUCCUGUCGUUUCUUGCCUGUACGCCCUGGUGCACCUUUCUACCUCUUACGUCAAGCAUGAGUGGGGCUAGCUUUCAAAUUUCCAGGCCUGCAACCGGCAAAGUGCGUAAUACGGCGUCACUCGUUUUCAUCCUAUCCAUGCUGGCAGGUAAUUUGUGGUUGGAAACAGUAAGCCAAGCUUGCGAUCAAAGCGUAAAGCACAUAUGGAGCACUGUUUUUCACAACCGUUGGAAUGUGUUCGUGGGAGCCGAGGAAUACGUGACCUGGGAGAUCGCUCCGGGUCAGUUGGUCGAUGGUUCCGUCGUGGACGUUUGGGGGCGCACGAACAGCAUCAGCUGGGAUUUGCCCGGAUCCGGUGCACCGUGUACGGCCACGUCUAGACCCGGACGUUGGCGGUCAUUCCCGUACCUAGCUGGGUUGGAAAAUGAAGACGGAGAUGCUCUAUGGAGCUACCUGUGCCGGGAAUGGGAUCGCGAAAACGACGCAGACCUCCACCCCGAACGCAAGCUUGUCAAGUUCAACUUUUUUAUGCUGCAAGCCGAUGUUCUACCAAAUAUGCAGUUUAGCCCGACACGCAAGCGACUCAUUCAAUCGUUCGAGUGUGCUACAGCCGAGGUGCAGCAAGAAAAAGCAAUCGAGGAAGGGGACGGUGGAAGACGAGAAGAAGCUCCAUCGCUCUCUGACUCUGAGUUGUGA